Sclerotinia borealis F-4128 is the source of this 369-nucleotide messenger RNA. The record is from the annotation of a GenBank genome assembly. Lineage: Eukaryota; Fungi; Ascomycota; Leotiomycetes; Helotiales; Sclerotiniaceae.
AUGGCGGCUCCACAGUCUUUCUACGAGCUCUACCGCCGUAGCAGCAUCGGCAUGGCGCUUACAGAUACACUUGACGAUCUGAUCAGCGAGAGACGUAUCGAGCCUCAGCUCGCGAUGAAAAUAUUGGCAAAUUUUGAUAGGAGUAUCACAGAGGUUUUGGCAGAUAAAGUGAAGGCGAGGUUGACGUUCAAGGUAUAUGCGCUCCAUGCUGGAACUGGACAUCUCGACACUUAUCGUUUCUGCGAUGAGGUUUGGACUUUCUUGAUCAAGGAUGUGACAUUCAAGAUGGAGAACUCGAGUCAGUCGGUCACGGCAGAUAAAGUCAAGAUUGUGAGCUGCAACAGCAAGAGGCCUGGUGAUCCUCAGUAA